Lates calcarifer (barramundi perch) is the source of this 4685-nucleotide messenger RNA. It is a transcript of the gene pnpla7b, whose product is annotated as patatin-like phospholipase domain containing 7b. Lineage: Eukaryota; Metazoa; Chordata; Actinopteri; Centropomidae. The transcript is spliced from 36 exons. The record is from RefSeq and is a predicted model, not a curated record. Gene Ontology annotation, biological process: lipid metabolic process. Gene Ontology annotation, cellular component: endoplasmic reticulum. Gene Ontology annotation, molecular function: phosphatidylcholine lysophospholipase A1 activity. The coding region runs from base 307 to 4245 and encodes 1312 amino acids.
GCAUGUUUUGUUUGUUUGUUUAGAAAAUGGUAGCUGAAGGUCUGGUCGUUAGUUAGUGUGAAUAUUUAUUUAUAUUUGUUCUAAAAUAUGUCAGUGCAGACUUGUCCUUUUUUGUUUCAUAUGCAUUGGAUUUUCCUUUUGCUGUGUAGCGGGUUGCAACCACAGAAGCGGAGUCUGCUGAAAGAGUGGUCCUCGACCCAGAUUUUUGAAACCUUCUGCUCUGUGACCGUCAGCUGGGCAGAACAAGCCAUCAGUGUUGAAAGGAGAUGACCUGUUUUUAGUGCUGCUUUAUCGUUUUAAACAGGCAUGGAGAACAACAAUGAUGAGGAGAGCUGCAGUAUAUAUCCAAGCCUGGUUCCAGCCAGUAGUGAGAUUAAGGCUGUGAUGCAGGACUUUGUGGAAGAAAGAACAGAAGUGACUAUGUGGACAGCUGUGCUGAUUGGAGCUGUGACAGUGAUUUCAGUCAUUGGAGUUGUUGUGUUCCUCAUUUACAGAAGAUACAAUCUAUCAAAGGAGGAGGCUGGUGUUCCCCAUUAUCGCUUCAGGAAGAGAGACAAGGUCAUGUUCUAUGGCCGAAAGAUCAUGAGAAAGGUUCAAACAUUGUCCUCAGCCCCUGCCUCUAACACAAACUCAACCUCCCGACAGAGAGUGAGGAAAAGGACCAAAGUCCUGUCUUUAGCUCGCAAAAUUCUGCGUAUUCGGAAGGAGCCCCCCACCCUGCAGCCCAAAGAGCCCCCUCCCUGUCUGCUGGAAGCUGACCUGACAGAGUUUGAUGUGCAGAACUCCCAUCUCCCCUCUGAGGUGCUGUACAUGUUGAAAAAUGUCAGGGUGCUUGGCCACUUUGAGAAGCCUCUCUUCCUGGAGCUGUGUCAUCACAUGGUGCUGAUUCAGCUGCACCAGGGAGAGGGACUCUUCCGACCAGGUGACAUUGAUGACAGUAUUUACGUGGUUCAGGAUGGCCGUCUGGAGCUAUGCAUCCAUGAGAGUGAUGGUACAGAUGCAGUGGUCAAGGAAGUUUUACCAGGAGAUAGUGUUCACAGUUUGCUCAGUAUCCUGGACAUCAUUACUGGCUAUCCAGCACCUUACAAGACAGUGUCAGCAAGAGCUGCAGUUCCCUCCACUGUCCUGCGUCUUCCAGCUGCAGCCUUCCAGUCAGUCUUUGAGAAAUAUCCUGAAACUCUUGUUCGAGUCAUUCAGAUAAUCAUGGUGCGUCUUCAGAGAGUGACCUUCCUUGCCUUGCACAAUUACCUUGGCCUGACCACUGAGCUCUUCAACCCGGAGAGCCAAGCCAUCUCCUUGGUGUCAGUGGCCCAUGUUCUAGGUGAGGGUCAUUCACACAAAGGUCUCCGCAGACAGCCCUCCCACUCUGAUGAUCUAGGCUCAGAAAAAGUGGAGGCAGAAAAGUCCAGCUUCUUUGACACGUCCUCAUCAAAAUACAAGAAAUCUCGUUCUCUAUCCAACCCAGUGGCUGUUACAGGUGAAAUGUCAGCUGACCUCAACAGAGUUUAUGAACAGACUGGACUUGCCAAAGAGGAGACAGUGCCUCACAUGCCUGUAAAGUCUAUUCUGAAGAAGAGCGUUACGAUGCAGCACACUCCAUCUGCUGUUUACCAAUACAGUGAUGCUGGAGGAGGAAAUGUCCACCAUAACAAAGUCAAUGCCAUUUUUCAAGCUGCCAAAAAGGAUUUGCUGCAGGUCAUCCAAAUACAGGACCACAGUCUGCUUGAGGGGAGGGUGAAUCUUCGCCAGGUCAAAGCUGGCUCUGUUGUGGCUCAUCAGGGAGACCAGGAUGUGAGCGUGGCGUUUGUCAUCUCAGGUUUGCUCCAUGUUUACCAGCGUAUGAUUGAACGUGAGGAAGAGAGCCUGCUGUUUGUCACUCACCCAGGCGAGAUGGUGGGUCACCUGGCUGUUCUCACAGGGGAGCCCCUCAUCUUCACUGUCCGAGCUCACAGAGACUGCACCUUCCUCUCCAUAUCCAAGGCUCACUUCUAUGAGAUAAUGCGUGAGGAGCCCAGGGUGGUGUUGAAUGUAGCUCACACUGUGGUGAAGAGGGUGUCACCAUUUGUCAGACAGAUUGACUUUGCCCUGGAUUGGAUGGCUGUGGAGGCUGGGCGUGCUGUCUACAGACAAGGUGACAAGUCAGAUAGCACCUUCAUCGUCCUCAGCGGGCGGCUGCGCUCUGUCAUUGCAAAGGAUAAUGGGAAGAAGGAGCUGGCUGGAGAGUAUGGUCGUGGAGACUUAAUUGGUGUGGUUGAGGCCCUGACACACAUGAACCGAGCCACCACAGUCCAUGCUGUCAGAGACUCUGAGCUGGCCAAGCUACCUGAAGGAGCUCUGAACUCCAUCAAGAGAAGACAUCCUCAAGUUGUCACCCGGCUGAUUCAUCUUCUGGGGCAGAAGAUCCUGGGCAACAUGCAGCAGAUCAACGGACCUCUGGCCGCUCGUAGUCUGGCUCUCAACACCCCCACCAGUAAAUGGGAUGCUGGGAAUCCAGCCUCCAACCUAUCUACUGUGGCUAUUCUGCCUGUGUCUGAGGAGGUUCCUCUCACUUCCUUCACCUUGGAGCUGCAGCAUGCACUCAUUGCCAUUGGUCCCACUCAACUCCUGACCAGUGACAUCAUCAAACAGCGACUAGGUUCUGCUGCUCUGGACAGUGUUCAUGAGUACCGUCUGUCCAGUUGGCUUGGCCAGCAGGAAGACAUCCAUCGCAUUGUCCUCUACCAGUCUGACUCUGGCCUCACGCCUUGGACCCAGCGCUGCAUCCGCCAGGCUGACUGCAUCAUUAUUGUGGGACUGGGUGAGCAGGAGCCGACUGUGGGUGAGUUGGAGCGAAUGUUGGAGGGCAGCGCAGUUCGGGCUCAGAAGCAGUUGGUGUUGCUGCACAGGGAGGAUGGGCCAUCACCCAAAGGGACGGCCGAGUGGUUGAACAUGCGAAGCUGGAUUUCCAGACACCAUCACCUGUCCUGCCCUCGCAGGGUGUUCUCCAGGAGGAAUUUAUCGAAGCUGAGAGAGUUGUACCAGCGUGUGUUUGAAAAACGUCCAGAUCGUCAUUCUGACUUCUCCCGAUUAGCUAGGAUCCUGACAGGAAACAGCAUCGCCCUUGUACUUGGUGGAGGGGGUGCCAGGGGUUGCUCUCAGGUGGGCAUCCUGCGGGCACUGAAUGAAGCAGGGAUCCCCAUUGACAUGGUGGGAGGCACCUCUAUUGGCUCCUUUAUGGGAGCGCUGUAUGCUGAGGAGAAGAGCUACAGCCGAAUGAGGGUCCGGGCUCGCGAAUGGGCUAUGGAUAUGACCUCUUAUUUUAAGAAGAUAUUGGAUCUGACCUAUCCAAUUACCUCUAUGUUUUCUGGGGCGUCCUUUAACUCUAGCAUUAGCUCUGUCUUCAAGGGCAAACAGAUAGAGGACCUGUGGCUACCAUACUUCAACAUUACAACAGAUAUCACAGCCUCCUCCAUGAGAGUUCACACUGACGGUUCAUUGUGGCGGUAUGUCAGGGCCAGUAUGUCACUGUCUGGUUACCUCCCCCCUCUCUGUGAUCCUAAAGAUGGGCAUUUACUCAUGGACGGAGGGUACAUUAACAACCUGCCUGCUGAUGUUGCUCGCUCCAUGGGGGCCAAGGUUGUGAUUGCAAUUGAUGUUGGAAGCCAGGAUGAAACCAACCUGACCAACUAUGGUGACUCCCUUAAUGGCUGGUGGGUGCUGUGGAAGAGGUUCAACCCACGGGCUGAGAAAGUUAAGGUCCUGAACAUGGCAGAGAUCCAAACCCGGCUUGCUUAUGUCUGUUGUGUGCGGCAGCUAGAACUGGUCAAAGACAGUGAAUACUGUGAGUACAUUCGACCACCCAUUGACCGCUACAGCACACUAGAGUUUGGCAAGUUCGACGAGAUCGCUGAGGUAGGAUACCAGCAUGGGAAGACAUUGUUUGAUGUGUGGCAACGCAGCAGGGUGGUGGACAGCAUGCUUAAGGACAGACAUCAGGAAGAGUUCCACAAGACCAAAACUGGCCAUUGUGUCUUUCAGGUGGUCACCUGUCCAAACGCCUCCUUCACUGACCUGGCGGAGAUUGUGUCAAGAAUAGAACCUGUCAAGAAUGCCUUAAUUGAUGAGGAAAUGUCUGACCAGACAGACUAUGAUGAAGAGGCAGUGGAAAGCGCCCUGUCUGACUUUGAGGCAUUCAUCCCACACAGUGAGCAAGCAGAGGGGGAGACAGCAGACACUGCAGAAACAGAAAUUCAAAUCCGAGCUUGACCGUGACCGAAGAAUGCUCCACAUAAUCCCAGGCCAUGACUUCUAUCAAUGCUAUGACUACCUGUCAGGGUUACUGACAAUUGUCCACAACACACGCACACAUGUUAAUGUAGUAUUUCUUGUAACCUGUGAGAACAUGUUUGUAACACAAACAUGUUGCCGAUACUCCAGGUAGCAUGCUGAGAGACACUUUAGCAGAACACACAUAAAACCAAAACAAAGAAGUGUGAAGAACCCCAGGGUUUAGUGCAGGGUUUAGAUCUUAGAUUGAGUAUGCUUUGAAGAAUGUAAAGAAGAAUGUAAAAUCUAAAAGGGAUUCUGGUUUGUUUAACACUUUUUGUUUACUAUAUAAUUCCAUAUGUGUUCCUUGAUUUUGAUGUCUUCAAUAUGCAAUGUAGAAAGUAAUAAACACAAAGAAAAACCAUUGAAAUAGAAGGUGU